AUGUCCGACCCCAUCCUCUUCGAAGACACUUUCACGAUCAACUCGAUCAAUGCCCAAAAAUACGAUCGCGUGUCGCGCUUGGAAUGUGAGAACCGCGACAAAUCUGUCACAUUCACUCUCGAUGUGAACACGGAGCUGUACCCUUGUGCCGUCGGCGAGUCAGUCUCCAUGGCCAUUGCCUCGACUCUCUCGCUCGAUGGCAAGGAGGACAGCCGCACGAGCUGGCGGGACGUGAGCAACGGCGAGCCCAGCCUCGCUGACGACUACGACUAUGUUUGCCAUGGAAAGGUCUACCGUUUUGCGGAAGGUACGGAGAAGGACACCAUGGCCGUUUUCGCUUCUUUCGGUGGUCUCCUGCUCUACUUGGUUGGACCUUACAGCAAGACCAACCCUCUCCGCAUUGACCACGUCUACCUGCUCAUGAAGAAAUAA
This is a messenger RNA of Penicillium oxalicum, 432 nucleotides long. Its product is annotated as DNA-directed RNA polymerase core subunit RPB8. Gene Ontology annotation, biological process: DNA-templated transcription. Lineage: Eukaryota; Fungi; Ascomycota; Eurotiomycetes; Eurotiales; Aspergillaceae. Gene Ontology annotation, cellular component: RNA polymerase I complex; RNA polymerase II, core complex; RNA polymerase III complex. The transcript is spliced from 2 exons. The coding region runs from base 1 to 432 and encodes 143 amino acids. The record is from RefSeq and is a predicted model, not a curated record. Gene Ontology annotation, molecular function: DNA-directed RNA polymerase activity.